AUGGAGUUUAAGAUUUUGUGCUUGAACAUAAGAGGCAUGAAUGAUUUUGACAAACAAAUUUCAGUCAAAAAUCUGGUGGCGUCUCAGAAAAGUGCAUUUUGCCUACUUCAAGAGACCAAAAUACAAUACAUUAAUGACAACUUUGUUCGUCAAUUGUGGUAUGAUGAUAAUUUCGGUUGGGCUUACAUUCCAUCAACAGGUAGCAGUGGAAGACUUCUUUCUAUAUGGUAUAGUGCAAGAUUUGAGAAGAUUGAUGAAAGGAUUGGUCUAAACAACAUUACGGUGGUAUUUUUUACAAGGAUCAAUGGCUUCAGGUGGGCAUUGACUAAUGUCUACAGCCCGUGUGAGUAUGCUGCUAGAACUGACUUUUGGUUAGACAUGAAUGGGAUUACAAGCUGGUGGAACGACCCUCUUUGUAUAGCGGGAGAUAUGAAUGCAAUGAGAUCAAAUGCUGAGAGGAACAGAGGUGAUGGGGAUAGUAGAAACAAUGCAUUGUUAAAUAACUACAUUCUGGAUAAUGAAUUGAUUGAUCAACCUUUGCUUGGGGGUUCGUAUACUUGGUCGAAUAAUCACGAUGACCCUAUAUUGUGUCGUUUAGAUCGAUUCUUAUUCAUUCAUGCUUUUGAGGAGACUUUCCCUAACGCUCUUCAAGUGGUUUUGACAAGAACCAUAUCAGAUCAUAAUCCAAUCCUUUUAAUUUCAGAAUCGGUGAUGCCUUCUAAAUCGUAUUUUAAACUAGACAGAAUGUGGGUUGAGCAUAAGGAGUUUGUGGAGAAGGUUCAACAGUGGUGGGAUGUGAUGAAUUUCAAUGGUAGUGCAAGCACACAGUUUUUUCUUAAACUGCAGAAUUUGAAGCACUUAAUUAAGCCGUGGAGAUUGUCUGAAUUUGGAAGUGUGGCUAGGGAGAAAGUAGUUCUUACUGGACGCAUACAUGACCUGAAUAUUUUAGAGGAAGAUGGAGCUUUGUCGAGACAACAGUUAGAAGAAAUGACUCAAUUUAAGCUGAAGUUGAAAGGUAUAGAAACAUUGGAAGCUAGAAAGUGGCAGCUAAGGGCUAAGCAAAACGAGUUUAAAUGGGGAGAUUCGAACACAAGAUACUUCGCAUUGCCACUGCAAGAAGGAAACGUAAUACUAUUUCCAAACUUCAAGUUGGUGGGGAUGAUUGUUUUGAUCAAAACAUUAUCAGGGAAGAACUUCGAAGUUUUUAUAUUAAUCUUUUUACUCAAUAAGACGAGGUUAAUUCGUACAUGGAGAAUCUUAAUUUUCCAACGGUUAAAGAGGUAG
Molecule: messenger RNA, 1284 nt
Organism: Papaver somniferum (opium poppy)
Lineage: Eukaryota; Viridiplantae; Streptophyta; Magnoliopsida; Ranunculales; Papaveraceae
Exons: 1
Coding region: 1-1284 (427 amino acids)
Source: RefSeq, a predicted model, not a curated record